Molecule: messenger RNA, 5853 nt
Organism: Dermochelys coriacea (leatherback sea turtle)
Lineage: Eukaryota; Metazoa; Chordata; Testudines; Dermochelyidae
Gene: LYPLA1
Product: lysophospholipase 1
Exons: 9
Coding region: 331-1023 (230 amino acids)
Biological process (GO): protein depalmitoylation
Cellular component (GO): cytoplasm
Molecular function (GO): palmitoyl-(protein) hydrolase activity; carboxylic ester hydrolase activity
Source: RefSeq, a predicted model, not a curated record
GGAGCGUCUGCGCCGGAGAGCCAAUAGGGGAGGCGGGAAGCGAUGGGCGUGUUUUGAAGGCGAUACUGGUAGCUGCCUCGCGCCUAGUCUAACGGCCGACCUUGAGCCCCUCCGUGUGCGUGGGGGAUAAGGGAGAAGGGGUUGGUGACACAAGCCCGAACCCCCCCCUCCCCCGCUCUCCGACUCUUACUGUUAGUCACCGCGUUUGCUCCCUGCUGCCGCCCCUCCCCUCGGCCCAGUGCCUGCCCGCCUGCCUUUCCCCUCCCCUUGGCCCGGUGCCUGCCCUCCUCCCGGCCAGUGUGUCCCGCUGGCCGCCCCGGAGCCCGGUGUAUGUGCGGCAAUAACAUGUCCGCGCCGCUCCCCGCCAUCGUCCCGGCCGCCAGGAAGGCCACGGCCGCGGUCAUAUUUCUUCAUGGAUUGGGAGAUACUGGACAUGGCUGGGCAGAAGCAUUUGCAGGUAUCAGAAGUCCACAUGUAAAAUAUAUUUGCCCACAUGCGCCAGUUAUGCCAGUUUCUCUGAACAUGAAUAUGGCAAUGCCAUCUUGGUUUGAUAUUAUUGGACUCUCCCCAGAUGCACAGGAAGAUGAAGCUGGGAUCAAGCAGGCGGCAGAGCGUGUUAAAGUACUGAUAGAUCAGGAAGUGAAGAAUGGAAUUCCUUCUAACAGAAUAAUUUUGGGAGGCUUUUCUCAGGGAGGUGCUUUGUCAUUGUAUACAGCUCUUUCAACACAUCAGAAAUUAGCAGGAGUCAUAGCACUCAGUUGUUGGCUUCCACUACGAACCUCUUUUCCACAGGGUGCUAUCAGUGGUGUAAACAAAGAUAUUCCUAUUCUUCAGUGCCAUGGGGACUGUGACCCUUUGGUUCCUCCGAUGUUUGGUUCCCUCACUUUUGAGAAGCUAAAGAGUCUGAUAAAUCCAGUCAAUAUAACCUUCAAGACUUACUCGGGCAUGAUGCAUAGCUCAUGUAUUGAGGAGAUGAUGGAUGUAAAGCAGUUCGUUGACAAACACCUGCCACCAGUUGAUUGACAAGAUUUGAGUUGCCUUUUGUAUAAAAACACCAGCCUCAACUUUGGUAGAAUGUGUUAAUCUUUUCACAAGCUCAGUUCAAAAGCAUUAUUUCUACACCUUCUGUGUUGCAAAUGUAUACCAAGAACACGGACUAAGUAGUAUAUUUCACAAGAAAUGGUAAUCUUUCAAGUAAAUCAUACGCUGGUGGGAUUAUAGGGAAUGAGACAGCUAGAUAGCGUGUCAGAAUGUAUCUGAGAAUACAAUUUUAAGAUGUUUCUGAUUUUUUGAUUGCACCAUUUUUAAAGCAGUCAGGUGGCUAAUUAAACUCAUUUUGGUUAAAUGAGCUAUUUAAACAUGACCAGCUUGUAUGCUUGGGAUAUGAUGUAUUCCUAAUACUUGUUGAAAGUAUGUUAAGAUACCCUGAUAUAUAGCUUGUACAUAAAAUGUGCAACAUGUAAAACAUAAGAGGCAUGUGAUGGUAGAAUGAAUAUUAGUGAGGAUAAAGCUUUAAAUGGUAAUGGUUUAAACAUUGCUACUGCAUGUGAAGAGGUUUGUUCUCUUACCUACAAAUGAAUACAUACCAAUGACUCUAGGUAUAGCAUUUAUUCCAGUCCAGUUUUUAACCUUAAAAAUAGUGUCUGAUGUCAGAAAAGAAAACACUUGCUAUCUCAUACACCCUGUACCCCCCAAAAUGGGUUGACAUCACAGAAACUAAGGGGACUCAGCUGUUUGUCACUAGACCUGUGUUUACCACUCAUUACAAUUUGGUGAUAGCUCACGUUUAUUAGUGUAAAUUGAUCUCUGAUGCUGACUCAUGAAACUGAGGUUUAAAAAAAAAUACAUGAAACCUUUCCAUUGUAAGAUUCUUGUUUUCAUAUUGCAUGUUUUUCCCACACUGGAACCCUCAUGGGUUUUGUCUUAUGUAGCUUACUGAAUUUUUUUAGAAAUAUUGACAAUGUAUUUUACAAGAGCAAUUCAAGUGUCUUGUUUUAUUGUUCUGCUUUGCUCCAGAAUAAUCAACUGGAAAAGCAAUGCAGAUGUUGCACACAAAUUAUGGGUAUUGUUGAACAGACUCCUCUACAACAUUGGUAUUUAACUACUUUUUAUUUCCUAAGUGCUGCAGUAUGAAUGUAAUAUGGAAUUGUAAUAACUUAGUCAUUAUAGCGAGAAACUGCCAACUGUUUUUUCUUUACUUUGAUUGCAAGUUCAUCAUGGGACGUCAGCUUUUGUCUAAAAAGAAAAUAUGACAUGUAUGACUUUCCACACGUAGGUGUGUUCCAUUUUCAUCCAGUGCCCUAGAAUAUUCUAGGAAUAUGAAAAUGGGUCCUGUCAAACCUUUGAAACAGAAGGAAUUCUAUAUCUCAUGGAAGUUACAAUUUUGGGAAUUCGUGGUAUAAUAGAAACUGAUGAUAGAAGUUCAACAAUAGAUUAACUGUGUUGAAAUAGUGUCCUGCUAAUGGAAAACUAGAGAUGAAAGAUUUGUUUAGCAGAAAGAUUAAAUGGAUGAUCGAUAUAGGAUUCCUUCCUAGCUUACUUUAUAGUAUUUCGUUCAAUCAAGUUUUAAGUGUCUGAUGUUGCAGGGUACCUAAUACAUCUUAUUUUGGGAAAUUAUUUCCAGAUAGCCUGAAUCUUUUGUUUUAAUUUCAUCCCAUUACCCCAAUAACUACAUACAUCUCAUCUUAUCAAACUAAAUAGGAUAUUUCUCCAUUUGAUGUUUGCACACUUCAGCUAUUUGGAGACUCUCGUGCUCCCUUCUUUGCCAAUAUAUACAUAUUUUAACUUUAAUGCUUACUCCUAAUUCUCACACACCCUGCUUCUGACUGCUGUUCUCUAGACAUCCUCCAAUUCAUCUUUCUGGUAGUGUGGUGCCCAGAAGAGUACAAUAUUCCCGUCUUGGUCACCCCAAAAUUGUACUGAGAAGUAUUAUACUUCCUAGCUCAGAAACAUGAUCCCAAAACUGCAUUGGAUCCUUUUACAAUAAUUUCACGUUGCAAACUCAUAUUUAGCUUGCUUAUCACUAUAAUCCCUAAUUCUUCCAUUAUUACUGCUUCUGGCUCUUUCUCUGUCAUGUGUGUUGAAGGAUUUCUUCUCAGUAUAAACUUCUCUUCCAAAAUUCUGUGCACGUUUCUAAUCUCCAAGUCCUUUCCUGUUAUUUCCUGUACUGCUUGCAGUGCCUUCAGUUUAGUAUUAGUUAACUUCAUUAACAAAGAAAUUAAAAUUAGACUAGUUUUAGCUCUGUUACCUGUUGUAUCCCACAGUGUUUUCCCCAACUUUAUACAUUACAGUCCACUGUUAACUUUUGUUUACAAUGUAUAGCCAGUCUGUUGUCCUCAAGUGUUCCUGUACAAGUCAGCUUGAAUUAAUUUUCCAUUAAAACACACUGUCACUAUCAAAUGCUCUACUAAAAAUGAAUACUAAUACUGGAUCUACUGCAUUGUGUGCUAAUUUUGUCCAAAUAUCCAGUCAUAUCUAACAAGAUUUAUCUUUAUACAGUAAUGCUAUGCUGCUGCUUCUUACCCUUUAGGGCAGUGGUCACCAACCCGUAGAUCACUAUUAAAUGGUCGAUCUUGGAAACUCUCCCAGUCGAUGGUGAUCUCUGGCUGCUAAAAGUCCGGUGGUACAGCGGGGCUGCUGCUAAGGCAGAUUCCUUGCCUGCCCCGGCUCCACGCCGCUCCCGGAAGCAGCCAGCAUGCCCCUGUGGCUGGGCGGAGGACAGAGGUCUCCAUGCGCUACUCUUGCCUGCAAGCACUGCCCCCACAGCUCCUAUUGUCUGGGAUCGGGGAACUGCGGCCAAUGGGAGCUGCAGGGGUGGUGCCUGCAGAGAGGGCAGUGCUUGGAGCCAUGUGCCCCCCAGCCCCACGCUCCCUUAGCCCUGCUGCACCACCGACUGGGAGCCGCCCAAGGUAAGUGCCGCCCAGGGGGAGCCCGCAACCCAGCCCUAAGUGCACUCCCGGAGUCAGCACUCCAUACUCCCUCCUCCACCCCAAGCUUUUGCCACACACCUGAGCCCCCUCCCAAAGCCAGCACCCCAUACCCUCUCCUGCAUUCCUCACCCCCCUCUUGCACCCUUGGCCCAGCUCAGACUGGAGCCCCCUCCUGCAUUCUGAAUCCCUCAGGCCCAGCCCAGAGCCGCACCCCCUCCCAAACCCCAACCCUCUGCUCCAACCUAGUGAAAAUGAGUGAGGGUGUGGGAGAGCGAGUGAUGGAGCGAGUGGGGGAAGGGGCAGGGUAGAUCCUGGAUUGCACUUGAAUUCAAAAGGGAUCUUGAGCAUAAAAAUGUUGGAGACCACUGCUUCAGGGGCUAGAUUCACCAAAUCUGGUGCAAAGAAAUGUAAACUACUACAUCUUGCAUCAGUCUGGCUCAUUGUGCUCCAGGAAGAGAUCUUUCCACCAAGGAGGACUGCUGUGUAGCAAUGACAGGUUUCAGAGUAGCAACCGUGUUAGUCUGUAUUUGCAAAAAGAAAAAGAGUACUUGUGGCACUUUAGAGACUAACAAAUUUAUUAGAGCAUAAGCUUUCGUGAGCUACAGCCCAAUGAAGUGAGCUGUAGCUCACAAAAGCUUAUGCUCAAAUAAAUUUGUUAGUCUCUAAGGUGCCACAAGUACUCCUUUUCUUUUUGUGUAGCAAUGGGGAUCAAUAGGAGCUUGAUGCUUGAAAUUACUUCAAGGAUACCUUUGUAUCAACACCUCUCCCUAGUUAGUGCAACAUGCUUCUUGGGCUGUGCUGGACCUUUGUACCCUUUCAGAUUGAAGGGAGGUUGUGUGGAUGCUUUUGCAGGAGGAGCCUCUUCACUGACAGACAUGGCUACUGAGAAUUCCUGCCAGGAUUAGCAUAUGUGCUAGGUUGAAUAUGAUCCCAGACAAGGGAUUUUUUUUCUCAAUAUUUGUUCCAUUAUUUUACUAGGGGAUAAAAAUUAGACCUUAUGGGAUAGUAAAUACCAAGAUUGCACAUUUGAUAUCAGUACUGCAUGUUCCUAGAAUUCAUUUUGUGUACUUAGAUUUUAUUCUUCUCACCCAGACAGAGGAAAGACAUGUACAAACACUGUUAAGCUACUGAAAACAUUUUGUUUUUUCUUGUCUGCAUUUUACCCCCCAAGAAAUAGAGACCUACAUUUUUGCUGUGAUGUUAGUUAUGUAGUUUCCGAACACUAAUUAAUUUCAAACACGUCUAAUUUUUUGUUUAAACCAAACAAUGUGACUGGUAUUAAAUGUUUUGUUCAGUCGGAAGCUUUGGACCUGCUAUUUGAAUACAUUCAGUUUGUUCAUAAACACAAAUUGGGUUGUGCAUUUUUGGACAAAUCCUACAUCCAUUACUGAGGCAAAACUAUUGAUGUGACUGGGAACAUUGUCAUAAUGAGGGCUGGAAGAUUUGGUCUUUACCUCUUACCUUGUAAGUAUUAUAUAAUUGCAUACAGUGGGUUGCUGAAAAAUACUAUAUGCUAGUUACAGUAUAUUAGAGUUGUUAAAUGUAUUCUCUCUGAAGUGUAUUGCACUUCAUAAAACUGUGUUAAAAUGCAUCUUUUAUAUAUAGGCACUACUUGACACAUAAUGGAUAUAAUUUUAAGAAUGUACUGUAUAGGAUGUUGAUAAUGAAGCCAUAUGUUUAAGGCUUGGGUAUCUUAAAUUUUAUAAACAAUCAUUUUAAUGCUUCACUUUCCUUUAUGUUGAAGAAUAUAAGCAGAUGUUAUUUAACAUAAAAAAAUCAAGAUGAUGUUACUUACCUAGUUUACUCAUUUAUUUAUGGUAAAUCUUGAGCUUUGUUGAAAUGAUUUCUAUAGUGGGAAAGUGUAAAAAUCUUUGUUUCUAUAAUUGUGAAAUAAACGUCAAACAAUCAGUGUUUGGACAAAGUA